GGGUGGGAGUUCCAUCGAUGCCUCUGCUAUCACAUCUUUCCGCAUAAUUCAGAAGCAAGCACAGUAUUUGCCUUCCGUUCUUGCUCGUCGUUGUUCUUUUAAUUUGCCUAACAAGAUGGCUAACGACCAAGAAGAAGAAUAUUAUGGUUAUUAUUACAAUGAGGAAGAGGAUAAAGGACUCCUAGAUCCGGCUUGGGAGCGUCAGCAAACUAAGACUUUCACAGCUUGGUGCAACUCACAUCUUCGUAAAGUCAACGUUCAGAUCGAAGCAAUUAACGAAGAUUUUCGUGAUGGGCUUAAACUUAUGCUUUUAUUGGAAGUCAUUUCAGGGGAGAAGUUCCCACAGCGCCCAGAAAGAGGGAAACUACGAUUUCAUCAAAUAUCCAACGUGAAUAAGGCGCUGGAUUUUAUCAGCAAGAAAGGUGUGAGGCUCGUUGGGGUGGGGGCUGAAGAAAUUGUAGAUGGAAAUUUGAAAAUGACUCUUGGUAUGAUCUGGACAAUUAUUCUGCGAUUUGCCAUCCAAGAUAUUUCUGUUGAGCAAUUUUCAUCUAAGGAAGGUCUUUUGUUGUGGUGUCAGAGGAAAACUGCUCCUUACAAGAAUGUCAAUGUACAAAACUUCCAUAUGAGUUUCAAAGAUGGUCUUGCGUUCUGUGCUUUGAUUCAUAGACACAGACCUGAUCUGAUUGAUUAUGACAGCUUGUCAAAGGACAACCCUGCUGGCAAUCUCAAUUAUGCAUUCGAAGUUGCGGAGCAGCACUUGGACAUCCCCAAAAUGUUGGAUGCAGAAGAUAUGGUUGCCAAUGUUAAGCCGGACGAGAGAGCUGUGAUGACAUAUGUUUCAUGUUACUAUCAUGCCUUUUCAAGUUCUCAAGCGGCUGAAACUGCAGCCAAACGUAUUGUGAAGGUGUUGAACGUAAACCAAGGCAAUGAACAGGCAAUGAACGAGUACGAAAAUUUGGCAUCUGAUCUCCUUGAUUGGAUUAACCAAGUGAUGCCUUGGUUGAACAACAGAAAUCUUGAUGACAACACACUUAAAGGUGCCCAGGACAAGCUUGAAGAGUUCCGGAACUACAACUGGAACGACAAACCACCGAAGGUCCUUGAAAAGGCCCAGCUAGAAACAAUAUUCAACACUCUGCAGACAAAACUGAGGCUAAGUAACCGACCAGCCUAUCUUCCAUCCGAGGGCAAAAUGAUAAAUGACAUCAAUGGUGCAUGGAAAGGCCUUGAAGAUGCAGAGAAGGCAUUCCAAGAGUGGAUUCUCACAGAAAUGAGACGUCUGGAAAGGCUGGAUCACCUUGCCUUGAAAUUCAAGCAUAAAUGUGACAUUCACGAGAACUGGACAUCCGGCAAAGAUGAGAUGCUGAUGAAAGAGGAUUAUGCUGAUCAAGGGCUUGCCUCUCUGCUCGCCAUGAGAAAGAAACAUGAAGCCUUUGAAAGUGAUCUUGCCGCUCAGCAGGACAGAGUGGAGCAGAUUGUUGCCAUUGCCCAGGAGCUCAAUUCCCUGGAGUAUAGCAAGGUGGAUGAAGUUAACGUUCGCUGUCAGAAAAUAUGCGACGACUGGGAUAACCUUGGCCAACUGACUGGAGGGAGACGACAAAAAAUUGAGGAAGCCAUCGUUGUUCAAGAGAGGCUAGAUAAUUUGUGGCUUGAAUUUGCAAAGAGAGCAGCGCCUUUCAACAACUGGAUGGCCGGCGCGAAGGAGGAUUUGAUGGACAUGUUUAGAGUGCACAAGCUUGAAGAAAUCCAGGACUUGAAAGAUGCCCAGGAGAAAUUCAAGGACAACAUGCCGGCCGCCCAGGAGGAAUUCAAUUCAAUUAUGGCUCUUGGGCAACAGGUUCAAGAUCUCGGAAAAGGAAUUGAAAACCCAUACACUAUCAUAACUCUCGAGGACCUGAGCACAAGAUGGGCAGAAGUUGUCGAAUUGGUACCAAAGAGGGACCAAAUGUUAAAUGAUGAAAUCAGUAGACAACAGAAUAAUGAAAAAAUUCGCUUGCAGUUCGCAGACCAAGCUAAUAAGGUUGGAGCCUGGAUAGAACAGAAAUCCAGUAACCUUAUUGAAAUCAGUCUUGCGGCCCAAGGAACACUAGAGACUCAACGUAAUAUGAUGAAGGAUGUGGAAACUGAUAUUGCCAACUAUAAGCCAAAUAUGGAUGGCCUAGAGCAUACUAACCAGCUUGCACAAGAGGCCAUGAUCUUUGAGAACCCACAUACACCCUAUUCAAUGGAGGCUUUGAGAAUUAGAUGGGAACAGCUCAUCACCUCCAUCGCAAGAAACAUAAAUGAAAUCGAGAACCAGAUCCUAAUGCGUGAUUCCAAAGGUAUCACUGAAGAGCAACUUAAAGAAUACAAGCAAUCUUUCAACCAUUUCGACAAGGAUAAAAGUGGCUUGCUUGAACCGAAUGAGUUUAGACAAUGUCUUGUCAGUUUGGGAUAUAAUGUUGGCAUCGAUGAAUCGGACGAUGCCGAUUUCCAACGCAUCAUGAUGCUUGUCGAUCCAAACGACACGAAAAGGGUGACAUUCCAAGCAUUCUUGGACUUCAUGACCAGAGAACAAGCAGAUUCGGACACAGCUGAGCAAGUUAUGGAAUCUUUCAGAAUUUUAGCUGGAGAUAAGGCAUUCAUAACAGCUGAUGAACUUCGCCGUGAGCUGCCACCCGACCAGGCAGAGUAUUGCAUCUCCAAAAUGACGCCAUAUGCAGGUCCCGACGCUGCUCCUGGCGCUUUGGAUUACCGCUCCUUCUCAAGCGCGUUAUAUGGAGAAAGCGACUUGUAACCAACCAAAGAACUACGCAUUGAAAAUUGAAAUGACAUGCUUCCAGUAUUUUUGUAACAAGAGAAGGAAUCUAGAGACUCGCUUUGGUGUAGUUCUGAGCUGAAGAUCUCUCGUUACUAUUUGUCUAGGACUAACAGCUUGUCUUCAGAAAAUAUGGGAAAUUUAUUCUAAUCAUGAAUUGUCAAAUCAGCUGAUUUUUGGGUUUUUUCAAUUAGGAUUAAUGGAAUCUUGUGAUUUUGGAGAACGAAAA
Molecule: messenger RNA, 3026 nt
Organism: Rhopilema esculentum
Lineage: Eukaryota; Metazoa; Cnidaria; Scyphozoa; Rhizostomeae; Rhizostomatidae
Product: alpha-actinin
Molecular function (GO): calcium ion binding; protein binding
Source: RefSeq, a predicted model, not a curated record